UUCCUUUGUUCUUUCACUCUCAGAAAAAGAAGGUUUCGUUUUUAAUCUUGUCAUCUUCUUUCUUUCUUUCUCACUAUCUCUCUCUUUCUCUUUCUCUCUUUCGUCGUUUAGAGGGGGUUCAGGGCAAAAAUGGCGUCGUUAUACGCUCAUUUUCCCGCCGCGGGGAAUGCUUUUUCGGGAUCGAAUUCUGUGGUACCGGCGUCGUUAUACGUCGGAGACUUACACCCUAGCGUCACCGAAGGUACACUCUACGACGCGUUCGCCCAGUUUAAGAGUCUAACCUCUGUUCGUCUCUGUAAAGACUCCUCUACUGGUCGUUCGCUCUGUUAUGGUUACGCUAACUUUCUUUCGCGUCAGGAUGCUUACCAUGCCAUCGAGAAAAAGAAUCACAGUAUGUUGAAUGGAAAAAUGAUUCGAGUCAUGUGGUCAGUUCGAGAAUUUGAUGCUCGGAACAAUGGGGUUGGAAAUGUCUUUGUUAAGAAUUUGCCUGAAUCAGUCAACAAUGCGGGUUUUCAAGGUAUGUUCAAGACAUUUGGGGACAUUGUAUCCUGUAAGAUUGCUACAUUUGAAGAUGGAAAGAGUCGGGGCUAUGGUUUUGUUCAAUUUGAGCAAGAAGAUGCUGCACAUGCUGCUAUUGAGAAGUUGAACGGUACCAUUGUUGCGGAUAAGGAGAUGCUGCAUAUAUGUAACAAACAUCAAUGUAAAUGUAACUGAGGAGGAGCUGAGAAAACACUUUAGUCAAUGUGGCACAAUCACUUCUGCAAAGCUAAUGUCUGAUGAGAAAGGAAAAAGCAAGGGGUUUGGAUUUGUGUGCUUCUCAACACCUGAAGAAGCUAUUGAUGCUGUGAAAACUUUUCAUGGGCAAAUGUUUCAUGGGAAACCACUUUAUGUGGCUAUUUGCUCAAAAGAAGGAAGAUAGGCAGAUGCAAUUACUGUUGAUCGAUAAUUGAGUUUAUGUUAAAGUCGUGACUUUUAGAUUAAGUUGUGUCGUUUGAUUAAAGAACUACAAUACACAAAUGUUCACAUGUUGUGUCUGUUUGCUUACUAUAUAAACUUAUUGUAUCGUGGAUGUAAAAUUACAG
Camelina sativa (false flax) is the source of this 1082-nucleotide messenger RNA. The record is from RefSeq and is a predicted model, not a curated record. Lineage: Eukaryota; Viridiplantae; Streptophyta; Magnoliopsida; Brassicales; Brassicaceae.